Messenger RNA from Rhagoletis zephyria (snowberry fruit fly), 2618 nucleotides. RefSeq names its product G protein alpha o subunit (gene Galphao). Gene Ontology annotation, cellular component: cytoplasm; heterotrimeric G-protein complex. Gene Ontology annotation, molecular function: G protein-coupled receptor binding; GTP binding; GTPase activity. Gene Ontology annotation, biological process: adenylate cyclase-modulating G protein-coupled receptor signaling pathway. NCBI's taxonomy places the organism in Eukaryota, Metazoa, Arthropoda, Insecta, Diptera, Tephritidae. The record is from RefSeq and is a predicted model, not a curated record.
CCUAGGGGGUAAGAGCAUUAAAAUUCCGUCGGAUCGAAAGGGUUAACCCUCAAACCGUUCUUGUCGAGUCAGAGCUAGCAAACAUUAAAAAGUUUAAUAUGUGUAUCAAUGUGAUAUAUUUCAAAAGAAUCUGUUAGUAAACAAAAAAUUUUAAUUGCACAAGGUAGAUCGUAUCUAUUUUAUAUGCGCGAACUACGAAUAUCAAGUUAUUUUUUAGUUCUCUCCUACUGCCCUCACUACCUUGCUCAGCUUCUCAAGCAUGGCAGGUGCAUCGUAGUGGUCAAGCCCGUUAGGUAAUCCGUCACAAAAAAUGCAGUUCGCUGCCACAGCCGCACCCAAAACCGAGUAACUGCCACUAAUUAAUCAUUCUCGUGUGCAUAUUCAAUACAAAACAAUUUAAGUCAAGUCAGACUUGCAUACGAGAAAGUGUCGUCACUUUUGAUCAGUUGUCGAAGUGAUCGCAAACAGAGAAAUAAUACGAACUGACUCAUAAAACAAUUUCGCAUGAUUUAAUGAAAUGUCCAUGAGACGACCCAACGAUAUUUGAAUAUAUACAUACGUAUGUAGAGAAGUUUGUAUGUAAGCGAUUAGAGAAGAGAGUAACGCACUGUAACAAAAGAAAGUAAAGAAUAAAGAGUGCAGCGAAUUUGUGUAUAUUUUAAACGAAAAAUAUAAACUAAAUUUAAACGAGUAGCAAAACAAGCUCAAAAAUUUAAAGAAACAACUAAAAGUUACAAAAAAAAAAAACUGCAUUAGCAGCAGCAGAAACUCAAUAACAAAAACAGCAAACAUUUAUAACAACUUGUGUUCAACAGCAAGCGCUUUUUAUUAGUAAUUGCAUUGCAAUAGAUUUGCUUUUGAGGAAGAAGCAAAACACUUUGGUUAUUUUUCACUGUCAAGCACAAAAGUACGAACCACUUAGAACAUCAUGGGUUGCACCACAUCGGCCGAGGAACGUGCUGCCAUUCAGCGCUCAAAACAAAUCGAGAAAAACCUAAAGGAGGAUGGCAUACAGGCUGCGAAAGAUAUUAAACUUUUACUACUGGGUGCUGGUGAAUCGGGUAAAAGCACAAUAGUUAAACAAAUGAAAAUUAUCCACGAAAGCGGGUUUACCCCAGAGGACUUCAAACAAUAUCGGCCGGUUGUCUACAGCAACACAAUACAAUCAUUAGUUGCAAUACUUAGAGCAAUGCCAAACCUCAGUAUUCAGUACAGCAAUAAUGAACGAGAGAACGAUGCAAAAAUGGUAUUUGAUGUUUGCCAACGCAUGCAUGACACGGAACCUUUCUCAGAGGAGCUUUUGGCUGCCAUGAAACGAUUGUGGCAGGAUGCUGGUGUUCAAGAGUGCUUCUCACGUAGCAACGAAUAUCAAUUGAAUGAUUCCGCUAAAUAUUUCCUCGAUGAUUUGGAUCGGUUAGGCGCCAAGGAUUAUCAACCAACCGAACAGGACAUUCUACGCACUCGUGUCAAGACGACCGGUAUUGUUGAAGUGCACUUUUCCUUCAAAAAUCUCAAUUUCAAACUAUUCGAUGUUGGUGGUCAGCGGUCGGAGCGAAAGAAAUGGAUACAUUGCUUUGAAGAUGUGACUGCGAUUAUUUUCUGCGUUGCCAUGUCUGAAUACGAUCAAGUCUUGCAUGAGGAUGAAACUACGAACCGAAUGCAAGAAUCUUUGAAGCUAUUCGAUUCCAUUUGCAAUAAUAAAUGGUUCACGGACACCUCCAUUAUUUUAUUCUUAAAUAAAAAGGAUUUGUUUGAGGAAAAGAUUCGCAAAAGUCCAUUGACAAUCUGCUUCCCAGAGUAUACCGGCGGUCAAGAGUACAGUGAAGCUGCUGCGUAUAUUCAGGCCCAAUUCGAAGCGAAAAACAAAUCAACCUCGAAAGAAAUCUACUGCCACAUGACGUGUGCCACAGAUACGAACAAUAUACAGUUCGUUUUCGAUGCGGUAACGGAUGUGAUUAUUGCCAACAAUUUGAGAGGCUGCGGUCUGUACUAAACCAAAACCCGAACCCAGCAAAUCCAGUGCAAGCAAACUAAACAAGUACCGCAUUGCAUUGCAAAGAUCAUUGUCGGGACGCCAUCACCACCGCUCCAACAACAACUACUACUACUUCGGCCACUAUUAACGCUGCAAAUACCAAUACUGCAAAGCUACUAUUAAUUAUUUAAAAUGACAACUCAUCCAAAAACUAACUGCAGAGCGGAGAUUUAAGAAUUUUUAAUUUUUAAUAAUUUGUUUCAAAAAAAUAUCAGCAAAGCAAGACGCGUUUGUAAGCAUUCGAAAAUGGCUUUACAUUUCGGAUGUUUUGGUGACAAACAACACCUACAUAAGUAUGAACUUCUGUGUUUAGUUAAAAUGUUUGCCAUUUUGUUUACAAGAUUUUACUAAAUAUUCAAUGAAAUUAUAUUAAACUGCAACAAAUUUAUGUGAUUAUAAUGCAAUGACGACGAUGAUGGUGAGUGAUGGAUAGCUGGUUGAAUGGUUUGUUAAAGCGUUAAUGCCGUUAAAUUGAAGCCGAAAGCUAAAGCAGCAACAACAGCCGCAGUAGCUAUGAGCGGAAGAGCGAAAUGUACAUUUUAGUCAAGAAAAAAUUAAAUAAAACAAAAACAAAACGCACACA